UUCCCCUCAGGUUCGGCGGUGGGGACCCACGCGGGUUCAACAUGCGUAUCGAAAAGUGUUACUUCUGUUUGGGGCCCAUCUAUCCGGGCCACGGCAUGAUGUUCGUCCGCAACGAUUGCAAGGUAUUUAGAUUCUGUAAAUCCAAAUGUCAUAGAAACUUUAAAAAGAAGCGCAAUCCUCGCAAGGUCAGGUGGACUAAAGCAUUCCGGAAAGCAGCUGGUAAAGAGCUUACAGUGGAUAAUUCAUUUGAAUUUGAAAAAUGUAGAAAUGAACCUGUCAAAUACCAGCGAGAGCUAUGGAGUAAAACUAUUGUUGCAAUGAAGCGAGUUGAAGAGAUCAAACAGAGACGCCAAGCUAAAUUUAUAAUGAACAGAUUGAAGAAAGAUAAAGAGCUACAGAAGGUUCAGGACAUCAAAGAAGUCAAGCAAAACAUUCAUCUUAUCCGGGCCCCUGUUGCAGGCAAAGGAAAGCAGCUGGAAGAAAAAAUGGUACAGCAAUUACAAGAAGAUGUGGACAUGGAAGAUGUUUCUUAAAAAUCUCACUAUAACCAUUUCUCGUUGUACAUUUGAAUAUCUCCUUUGGAGACAGAACUUUUAAAUUAUUGAUUUAUUUGUUACAUAAUGUCACUGAAAUGAAAGGCAAUUAAAUAUACGUCUCUCUUGCAUUGCUUCCUGCAACAUAUCAGAUAUUAUGGAUAUUAGAUUGCAUCUCAGUGUUACAUCUUCACGAUAGAUGUGUUCAUGUAAAUCAUGAGAAUUCUGUUUGUAAAUACAGAAGUGAAUUGUGGAUAUAAAAUGGUCAGGCCAUUUGGAUAAUGGCACCAGGCAGCAUUUAUAUCAUAACUAAUGACAAAAAUUCAUGGCUAGUGAUAUAUAAAAUAAAUUUUUUUUUGAGUAAAAUAUUCCUUUUAUUAAUGUUAUCUAGAAGGGGGAAUACAACAAAGAACUAACAAUUUGUAUGUCAGCCUCAAAUAACACCUUUUAUUUUGAUUUCAGUAUUUCUUGUUUUGGCUUAUUUGCAUCUUAGAAGAGUAUAAUGGCCUUGUAUAAUGAAGGCUAAUUAUGCUGGACUGUUUUGACUUAGUUUAACUGUUCUGUUAACUCUGGGUGGAUUUUGAGGAUGAGAGUUGAAUAAUCUGUGCCUGCAGUGGCACUAUGUAAUUUCCUCUUUGGAGUAUACUCAAUUCUAACUUGUGAUUCCUGGUAGAACAAACUUUAUUUUUAUAGUCUAGAAAUGAUCUAAAACCAGAGGAAUCCUGAGGUCUUUUAAAAUUUGUUCUGUGGUUUUCUUUAAAAAAGCUCGUAUUGUUUUUGGAAAAUAGAAUUUAUAGGUAGAACAUCUGUCUAUUAUUUGCACACAAAAUAAAAUCACUU
Molecule: messenger RNA, 1373 nt
Organism: Galeopterus variegatus (Sunda flying lemur)
Lineage: Eukaryota; Metazoa; Chordata; Mammalia; Dermoptera; Cynocephalidae
Product: probable ribosome biogenesis protein RLP24
Exons: 1
Coding region: 42-533 (163 amino acids)
Biological process (GO): ribosomal large subunit biogenesis
Cellular component (GO): nucleolus
Source: RefSeq, a predicted model, not a curated record